AUGUCGAAUGGAUCCCAUGGCCUCGAUUUCGAGCUCGUCAGUCUCAUUGAGGAACAGAAUUCAAUUCUGCGUGAAAUGAAUAGCUGGGGCCAGCGGUCAGAUAAUAGGGCACCUGGAGUUAACGAAAUCGCAUCACUGCCGAGUGUACCCUCACGGAGCACCAGCGCGUGGAAGCCUUUGCUCCGUUCCUUUGCUGGCAAUGCUCGGCCACUUAUAGAUCGCUGGCGUCGUAACUUGGACACCACGCUCAUUUUUGUCGGCUUGUUCUCAGCUAUCAUUACUGCAUUUUUCGUGGAGUCGCUCAACGCGUUACCUCCAGACGAAGCCUCGCGAACAAACGCUUUGAUAGCCAACCUAACAGAGAUUGUAAUCAUCUUGAGUAGAAAUGGCGCCACUGGGUUACCCGUUUUUGAGCCAGCCCCUCCUUUCACGCCCAAUCCCGACGAAGUCCGUUUCAGCUUUUAUUGCGCUCUCGCUCUUAUCCUCAGUAUAUCUACAGCUGCUGCCGCCGUCGCAGGCCACUCGUUUAUAUCUUCUCUGACCCAUUCGCAUGGCGACUCCGUUGCGCAGCUGACGGAUCGGUACCACCGGUGGUCUGGCGCCAAAUCCCUGCUUGGACCUGUCGUCGAGACUAUCCCUCAACUGCUGAUUAUUCCGGUCGUAGUAUUUGCUCUCGGAUUACUGGACAAGCUCUUCUCGAGCGCCAUCCAACUACCCAAGGUUUCCUCAGGUCUACUAGCCGCAGCGAUAAUAUCGUGUACUUGCGUCACUCUCCUAGGCCUCGCGAUGCUUGCUGCCUUUUGCCACGCUCUCCUGCACCCUCUUACAUCUCCCUUCCAGUCCACCUUCCUGAUAUUCUUGAAAUCCAAAUUAACAAACAUAUUCAGACCGAUACAAGCCGAGGGAGAACAGUCCCCCGAUCACGAUUUGUCGCUUGUCAAUUGCGAGGUCUUUCACAAGGUCAUCCAGGAGACCCACGAUGAUCAGUACUUGAAUGGUGCCGCCACCGCAGUCUCGAACAUGAUGGUAGAUUCUUUCCGGCUGAGAAGCAGGUUCCUCAGUUACACGCCCCUACCUGAGCUGGAGCUGCAGACUUUGCUCCACUUGCUCUCCCCAGAAGCUAGUAUACAAAGCAAUCUGGCUGCUGCGUCAAUCAUUGGGGAGUCAGGCGUCCUGUACUACUAUUGGGAUACUUCGCACAACCGGAUGGGUGUUGAUCCUAACCAGAGGGCGGCCCUUCUCAGAGCGCUGGUGCGCGCUACGAACCAUGGGAAUGUCGGUCAACGGGACUUGUCUACGAAUUCGCCGUUCAUCAAAGCCAUGUCGUUCUUGGUCAACUACCCAAGCCCCGAUGCAUGGCCCCAUCCCUUGUUGAGCCUGCUAAGCGCCAAUUACUUCGAGCCGAAUGAACCACCCUCCGUAACGCUCGUCGAUGCUCACAAAGAAACGUCGAUGCACGCCUUCAAGCUACUGGUCACCGAAUUAACCGACAGAGCAAAGCUUCAGGUCAAACUGACCUUAUUGCCGAGCGCUGUAGUCGAUGGUGCUAUCCAUCAAAUUUUCGGACGCUCGACGUUGGAUCCCCACCAGGCUAUAGCACUGAUCAAAUCCCUCAUCGACAAACCUAGUGGAGGCAAGGAUCUCUUACUCAGAUAUACGCAUAAACAAGAAUCGUACGGGGAUCAUCAGGUGGCACUCUCGAGGUUGGUCCGUUGGAUUUCAUCCAGCAAAGGAAUAUUGCAAGCUAUCUCAGAUAUGAUUGCAGAGCUACCUCCAUCGUUCUUUUCACGCGGGUCCCGGCGGACUCGAAACCUAAUGCUGGUCCUUCUUAGCGUGGUCAAGCCUGCUUGCACGGAUGGCUUGGGCCUCUGCGUCAAGUUUCUUCGCAAGGCUUGUGCGUCGCGGAAUUGGGGAGAUGCCGACGAGGAUUUGGCCCUCAGUAUCGUCUCGAGGUACUUGCAUCUGUUGAUAACCCUCAUAGACGUUUGGAUGGAGGACAAGGAGAAAGUGCUCGAGUACUCUGAAACGCUCUGCAAGGUCCGGAAAUGGAUAGAUGAUAACGUGGCUUUGGUAGAAGUUUAUCAGGACAUACAUAUUCGUGUUUGGCAGACGGAAUGGGUAGAGGACAGUCAAGAAAGUAUUCAGCAAAAGAUAGAGUCUGCAUAUCGAUUGAUUCACGAGCGACUAGAGCAACCAUUUUUGUCCUAG
Pleurotus ostreatus (oyster mushroom) is the source of this 2208-nucleotide messenger RNA. RefSeq lists its product as uncharacterized. Lineage: Eukaryota; Fungi; Basidiomycota; Agaricomycetes; Agaricales; Pleurotaceae. The record is from RefSeq and is a predicted model, not a curated record. The coding region runs from base 1 to 2208 and encodes 735 amino acids. The transcript has 7 exons.